CAAAGCGCACCAACCACCUAAGUCCCCCACCAAAAUCAACCGGCCAACCAGUUUCAUUCCACUGAUUGAUAAGACGGACGCGGCGUUUGCCUAGGAGCCAGGAGGAAACGUCUCUAUUCGACUCACUUUCAAACAAUUGACUCACCUAAAAUAUUAAUCUUUAAACGGUUUGAAAAUCUGCUUCAAUCUAUUUUUCUAGGAGGAUGCAAGUUGCUUUACGAAAGCCUUUAUCCACGGUAGUUAACAUAUUAAUAAAACAAGGAAUAACGAAAAUGGAAACAAGGCAUAUACAAAAUCAUGCCUACAUUAACGGAAAUUGGGUAAAAUCGUUAAGUGGCAAGACAUUUGAUGUGUUCAAUCCAUCAAAUGGAGAGUUGAUAACAAAUGUCCCGGAUAUGAACGUGGAAGAUGUAAAGUGUGCUGUAGAUGCUGCCGCAGAGUCCUUUCUCACUUGGAGUUUAACCACUGCUAAGGAACGUGGUCAACUUUUAAGACAAUGGUACAACAUUUUAAAUGAAAAUUCUGAAAAACUCGCCAAACUGGUUCAACUGGAAGCUGGAAAACCCUUUUCUGAAGCUCUCGGUGAAGUGGCUUAUGGAAACGCCUUUAUCGAUUGGUUUUCAGAAGAAGCUCGUCGUUGUUAUGGGGAAGUUUUAUGCAGCCCCGUGAAAAACAAAGAACUUAUGCACAUAAAGCAACCGAUUGGGGUUGCGGCAUUGUUAACACCUUGGAAUUUUCCGCAUGCAAUGAUAACAAGAAAAGCUGGAGCGGCUCUUGCUGCUGGGUGCACUUGCGUAAUAAAACCGGCUGAAGAUACUCCCUUGACUGCUUUAGCCCUCGCAGAAUAUGCUGAAAAAGCAGGUAUUCCAAAAGGUGUCAUUAAUGUAGUAACAUGUGAUCGGCCGUCUGUAGGAGCUGUUGGAAAAUUUCUCUGUGAGACUCCCCUAGUAUCUGUAAUAACAUUUACAGGCUCAACUGUGGUUGGUAAAUUAUUAUUCAACCAAUGUGCCCCAAGUGUCAAAAGAAUUUCAUUGGAACUAGGCGGUAAUGCUCCAUUUAUUGUCUUCAAAACAGCAGAUGUUAGCAAAGCUGUCCUAGGUGCUGUUGCUUCAAAAUUUAGAAACUGUGGGCAGGCAUGCAUCAGUGCAAAUCGAUUUCUUAUUGAAGAAAGCGUCUUUGAUCAAUUUGUCAAUGAAUUUACGUCAUAUGUUAAAGAAAAUAUUUCUUUUGAACCCGAUACACAGAAACAACAGAUUGGACCAUUGAUAAAUGAUAUGCAAGUUAAAAAGGUGACUGCCAUUGUGGAUGAUGCCAUUUCAAAGGGAGCCCAGGUUAAACUUGGAGGAAAAGUGGCCAAGAACAAAGGAAAACUAUAUUUCGAGCCAACAGUACUCACAAAUAUUAAACCUGAUAUGGUUUGCUACAGAGAAGAAAUUUUUGGUCCUGUUGCACCAUGUAUUAAGUUUAGCAAUGAAGAAGAAGCGUUAAGGAUCGCAAAUGACACCAAAACAGGUCUAGCUGGUUACUUCUACUCCAAUGACAUAUCACAAAUCUUCAGGGUUUCAAAGAAAUUACAAGUCGGGAUGGUGGGUAUAAAUGAAGGUGCUAUAAGCACUCCUGAAGCAGCAUUUGGUGGAAUAAAGGAAUCGGGGAUCGGUAGAGAGGGGUCUCAUUAUGGCAUGGAUGAGUUCAUCAACAUAAAAUAUUUAUGUUUUGGUAACUUAUAAAUGUGAACAAAAUUACUUUUCAAAAUAAGUACAAUAAUAAUCUAAAACAUAUUUUCCUCUUUUGUUAUUAUUAAAUUAAUAGAUUUUUCUUCAAAUUGUAAUUGAAUUUUUUCAAAAUAAAUCAUGGCAUGUUUUUUGUUAAGGACAAUGGGGGUAAAAACUUGUAAUUUGGUUAAUUCAGAUCAUCAGUCUAUCCUUGCUGUAUUGGUUGCUACCGAGUCCUUAAUCAGUAUAACGGACCAACUUUAUUAAAGAAGUUAAAUGGAGAUUAUUAAAUUAAUACGGAAGAUUAUUAAAUGCCAUGUAUGAGAGACAAGGUCACAAAUGACAACCAUGAGGUUAUGUAGACUAGAUUGAUCAGAAAUGGCCAAAAAAACAAUAUAUAAUACUUAAACAAUGAAAUAAAAUUAGAAAUGGGUUGAUAUUCAGUACAUAAUUGAAGCAAAAUAGGUGCCUUUCAUGAUACUACACAUCUAUGGAAAAAAGGUUAGUAAGUUAGUAUUAACAUAGUGUGAUAAAAGGGCUUCCAUAUAACAAUAAUAUAAUCAAUUAAACUUAUAAACACAACAGUUGUGAUGUCAGUUAAAGUGUGUAAAAAUUUAAUUAAAUUAAAAAAUAUUUUUAUUUAAAAAAAUAAAAUAAAAUGCAAAUAUAGUUAGUAAAAAAAGUCUGCAUAAAGUUUCAGCAUAUCCCAAAAGUGUUGGGAACACAUUUUUUAUAUUAUAUUAAUACAAAUAAUAAAUUAUUAAUGUUUGUAUGGAAUUUACAUCCAAAACUUUUUUUUUCUAAAGGCUAAAUCAUAACAUGAAAGUUAUAAUUAAUGAGACAGAUAACAAAAUCUCCAAACAAUGAAAACUUGUGACAAAAUGAAAUUUUUUUGAGAAAGAGAGAGAGAGAGCUUCAUGAAGUCAAGUUUUGUUUACAUCAGAACCAAGAUUUUCCCAUUCUUCUUUGACAUCUCAGUCAGAUGAUGUUUAAUUUUUAUGUCUCUAGUUUGCAUUCUUCUCUUCAUUUCUAACUAGUGAUGUUCGAUGGAAUAAUCUGGUGAUAGUAGGGAUGUUUUUAGUUGGCGAGGAGCAUUGUACAAUAACCACUCCUCUGUUUUCUUAGCACGAUCUUGUUGGAAAACAAAAUUCACCACGUUUCUGUACACUGGCCUCAAAAUUUUUUAAUUUAUCAACCCCUGAUGACGCCUUGCACCCCAUACCAUUUGCUUCAUUGUUACACACUAUUUUUGGAAUUUCACAGCUUUUUUCUGCCACACUAACAUCUAUCAGAACAGAAAACAUUAAAUUUUGACUCAUCACUAACAAUUACACUGUCCCAGAAGGUUGAAAGCUUGUUUGUAUACAAUUUUGCUAAUUAAACUCUUCUGCUAAAUUCACUGGUGUAGGCUUUUUAUAGAAGAUCGUGUCCUAAGGCCACAUUUUUUAAUGGUAUUGUGAACCUUUGAGGUGUUACUUGAAACAUUUUAAACAUAUCCAGCUAGCGCAGGGACACUAGUAGAAGAUUCCAAGUUCACAUAUUGAAGAAUCAUUCUCCUAAGAGGUCUCUCUAUUUUCUUUGGCCACCUUGGUCGGUGUUAACUUUCCAAAGUGUCGUUAGUUUUGUAGUUCCGAAUGAACGUUUGUACAGUUGCCACAAUUUUUGCAAUUUCAAUUAAUAAUUUUCCAACAACCUAAUUUCAGCCGGCACCUCCAUUAAUAAAAUAUUUACAAGAUUACUGCCUCGCACAAUUGAUUCUUAAUUAUUACAAAGUAAAUUUGAAAAUAAAAGUGUUUUUGCUUAAACCAACAUCUAUUUACUACAACAAAUAUUAAGUUUUCCUUAAUUUUAUAAUAAGCAAAACAUUUUUUUUUUUUAAGAAAAAAUAAAUUUUUAAGGGUGUAUACAGACUUCUUUUACUAACUGUUAAAUUAAUUAAUUGAGAAAUAUAAAAUGUAAAAAGAUGAGUAAAUAUAAUUGCAUUUUUAAAAAGCCAUUGCGCUUACUUGUCUGAUAACAUGGCUUCCAUAAGAAAAUAAUUUGUUAAACUCAACCAAAAAUUAGUUAAGAAAUUUUAAAUUUAUUUUUAUGUCGUAAGUAUAUAUAAAUAUUGGUAUAAAGAUUAAGUGAGUAGUUGUUUAAUCUAGUGUACUAUAUUGCCAUAUUUACUAGCUAGUCAAUUUGUUUUAUGCCUUGCUGUAUAUUGUUUCUAGUGUUCUCAUCAAGUAUGAUAAUAAAUUUAUCUUUCAUGUUGCAAUAAA
Molecule: messenger RNA, 3973 nt
Organism: Cimex lectularius (bed bug)
Lineage: Eukaryota; Metazoa; Arthropoda; Insecta; Hemiptera; Cimicidae
Gene: Ssadh
Product: succinate-semialdehyde dehydrogenase, mitochondrial
Exons: 10
Coding region: 204-1727 (507 amino acids)
Molecular function (GO): succinate-semialdehyde dehydrogenase (NAD+) activity
Source: RefSeq, a predicted model, not a curated record